This is a messenger RNA of Dromiciops gliroides (monito del monte), 1772 nucleotides long. RefSeq names its product interferon lambda receptor 1 (gene IFNLR1). NCBI's taxonomy places the organism in Eukaryota, Metazoa, Chordata, Mammalia, Microbiotheria, Microbiotheriidae. Gene Ontology annotation, molecular function: protein binding. The record is from RefSeq and is a predicted model, not a curated record.
GCCUUCCCCAGCUGCUGUGGCAGGUUUCUCCCCAGCCGGCUCGGGAAAGCCCCGGUCAAAUGGGAAAGGAAAAGGACAGGUGGGGAAAGCCUGGGCCCGGCUGGGGAGAGCCUGGCCAGCCCGGGUUGGAGGGGCUGGGUGAGAGCCGAGCCGAGCCGAGCCGAGCCGGGCCGAGUCGGGCCGGGCCAGGGGCCCCCACCAUGGCUAAGGGCAGUUUCUGGGCCCCGCUGCUCCUCUGUCUCCUCCAGCCAGCACCAGGGAGCCCCAAAUUGGCCCGUCCACAGAAUGUGACUCUGCUUUCCCGCAACUUCAAAGUAUAUUUGACAUGGCUCCCAGGACCAAACUAUCCCCUCAAUGUGACUUAUGUGGUACAAUAUCAAAGCUUUGAAAAUGAGGAGCGCUGGAGGACAGUCAAGCAUUGUGUGGGGAUUGCCAUGGAGGAGUGUGACCUCACCUGCCUGAAGAAUCAGAACCCACAUAUCAAAUACAAGGGGAAAGUCCGGGCAGUGGCCCCUGGGACCUACUCUCCGUGGGCAGAAUCUCCCAAAUACAUUGAUUAUUUCUUUGAUGUGGAACCAGCCCCACCCGUACUGACCUGGAUACGGACCAAGGAGACCUUAAGCAUCAAUGCCACCUAUGAGUUGCCCUACUGCGCAGGCUUUAUGAACCUGAAAUACGAGGUGGAAUUCUGGAAGGAGGGUUCUCCUGGACAGACCCAGUCCAGCCCUACACGCCAUGGGACAGAGGUGAUGAUCAAUCUCUCCCCAGCUUCUACUGGGCGCUACUGCCUGAGUGCUCGGGACAGUCUACCUCACAAACAUUCCAAAUACAGCAAGUUCUCUCAACCAGUCUGUUUCCUGCUGGGGACCCCAGGAACCCAGCAGAACAUGCUGGCCUUGGUGCUGCCAUUGCUCCUGGCUAUUGUCAUUGUGCCCUGUAUAUACUGUCUGAACAACAUCUACUUCCAGAAGGCAAAGAUGCCUCAGAGCCUGGACUUUUCUGAGUACAGAUGCCCUGUGAAAAUCUUGGAACUGAACAGACAAGAAUCUUUUAGGGACUUGUUCAUGUGCCCAAAGAAUAAUUCCAGACAGGGAAGAAGGCCAUGCACAAGAUCCAGGAGCCCAGGCAUCGUACAACCAGCUGAGAUGGAGGAUUCUGAGGCUGAGGGGGACAGUGAAGAUGGAGAGUCUGAGGUUACAGAUGACAGUGGGACCUUUGAACCUUACCUUGGGAUUCCUCCCUUAAAGGAUCAGGUGACUGAAAUGAAAAGUGAGACAAACAUACAGAGUUUGGAGUCUACAGGGUCCUUGACAUAUCAUGCAGACUGUCAUUUCUCCCCAGUUAUGGACACUUCAGACAGUGGAAACGUGUCUGACUCUUUCUGGGGAGAGCCAGGUACCAUUAGCUCUUUGAUCGAGGAUGGCAUCUGUGAGCAUGGCCCAUCUCUGCCAUCAGCCACAUCCUUGAAGAACUCAGAGGUUCUAAAAGAGCCUUCAGAAGGUGACUUGUCUUCCAGGGCCUCUCCAGUGCCUUUGGGCCCCUCCUUACCUGGGCUGGCGAUCCUCCCUAAAGAACCCCUGGUUUCUCUAGGGACACUGAUAAUUACCAUGGACAGAGGGGCCCAGGAUGGAUCUGAGGAAGAGGAGGAUUGGUUUAUGGAGGAGGAAGAGGAGGAUAUAGGUGAUGGCAAUGAAAUGGAGGGCCUUUGGAGUGAAAACCCCAAGAAGCCUAAGGGCACAGAUUACCAGCACACACACUAUAGGCUUCACUGA